Messenger RNA from Sardina pilchardus (European sardine), 375 nucleotides. Its product is annotated as olfactory receptor 8K1-like. The transcript has 3 exons. Lineage: Eukaryota; Metazoa; Chordata; Actinopteri; Clupeiformes; Clupeidae. Gene Ontology annotation, cellular component: membrane. Bases 1 to 375 code for a protein of 124 amino acids. The record is from RefSeq and is a predicted model, not a curated record. Gene Ontology annotation, molecular function: olfactory receptor activity; odorant binding. Gene Ontology annotation, biological process: detection of chemical stimulus involved in sensory perception of smell.
AUGGGCCCUGCUAAGAAUGUAUUUUUCACUUUAGUAUUCACCAUUUAUAUUGCCUCUAUAAUAGCUAGUGCAGCUAUUAUGUUGUUGAUUUACCUGGAUAAUGCUCUACAUAAGCCAAUGUAUAUAUUUCUAUUUAGCUUAAUUGUAAAUGGAGUAAUAGGAAGUUCUGCUGUUUGGCCCAGAGUUAUGAACAUUCUUAUAACCGAUGACAACACAGCUUUCUGUCUGGGCUUCCUCCCUGUGUUUCUUAUUAUACUGUCUUAUUUAAAAAUCAUAUCGAUAAUCCUGACAAUGUCAGCAGACGCAAGAAGGAAAACUUUUGCUACAUGUUCUCCACAUUUAAUCAUUUUCAUAAUCACCGGAGAAACACUCUGA